CUUCGGGCGCCGCUCUGCCGGUCUGCGCGCUCCGCAUUUCCUUCUCCGACAAUUUCGAUGUUUGAUACACGUGCUCUCGGUUAAUGUCGAAAGUAAUUUUGCAGGGAGGAGCACAGCGGAUCGUUUGCACGUAGCUCGUUAUGGGUAAACCAGCAUUUUCACCAGGUGGAGGUAGAGGAGGAGGAGGAGGUGGCCGUGGUUUCGGAGGCGGUCGCGGCGGUGUCCGUGGAGGUAGACCAAGUUUCGGUGAAAGUCGGGGAGGCGGCAGAGGUGGAGGAAGAGGCAGUGGUUUUUCUCCACGUGGGGGAGGCCGAGGCCGAGGAGGUGGAAGGGGUGGUGGGAGGGGCGGAGGAGGAGGAGGCGGCGGUGGUUUUAAAGGUGGAAAGAACGUGAUAAUAGAACCGCAUCGCCACGAAGGAGUAUUCAUAGCUAGAGGGAGGGAAGAUUCGUUAGUGACCUUGAGCUUGGUACCUGGGGUAGCGGUAUAUGGAGAGAAAAGAAUCAGCGUUGAGUCUGACAAAGCUGGCGAGCAAUCGGCAGCAGGCGAGAAGAUCGAGUACAGAGUGUGGAAUCCAUUCCGGUCUAAAUUAGCCGCCGCCAUCCUCGGAGGCGUCGAUAAAAUUUUCAUGGCCCCUGGAAGCAAGGUGUUAUACCUGGGCGCAGCAUCGGGUACCACUGUGUCUCAUGUCGCUGAUAUAGUUGGCCCACAAGGAACUGUCUUUGCCGUGGAAUUCUCCCAUCGAACGGGGAGAGAUUUGAUUGAUGUUGCUAAGAGAAGAAGCAACAUCAUACCUAUAGUCGAGGACGCGAGACACCCUCACAAGUACAGAAUGCUUGUAGGAAUGGUAGACACUAUAUUCUCGGACGUCGCACAGCCAGAUCAGGCUAGAAUUGUCUCGUUAAACGCGCAGAACUUCCUCAAGAGCGGCGGACACUUUGUCAUUUCUAUUAAGGCAAGUUGUAUAGACUCAAUCGCUAAGCCUGAAGCGGUGUUUGCGACAGAAGUGAAAAAAUUACUUGAAGACAAUUUGAAACCAUUGGAACAAAUCACGCUCGAACCGUAUGAGAGAGAUCACGCCGUUGUGGUCGGCGUCUAUAGGCCACCACCGAAGGGUUUCUAAAAUUAUGUAUAUAGAUACGUGUAUAAGAUACCUUAUUGAAAAUAAUGAAAUAAUGAAGA
Temnothorax curvispinosus is the source of this 1180-nucleotide messenger RNA. Its product is annotated as rRNA 2'-O-methyltransferase fibrillarin-like. Gene Ontology annotation, cellular component: Cajal body; box C/D methylation guide snoRNP complex; small-subunit processome. Gene Ontology annotation, molecular function: rRNA methyltransferase activity; histone H2AQ104 methyltransferase activity; RNA binding. Bases 141 to 1121 code for a protein of 326 amino acids. The transcript is spliced from 5 exons. Lineage: Eukaryota; Metazoa; Arthropoda; Insecta; Hymenoptera; Formicidae. Gene Ontology annotation, biological process: rRNA methylation; box C/D sno(s)RNA 3'-end processing. The record is from RefSeq and is a predicted model, not a curated record.